AUGUCAGAUACAACCAAAUUAACCAAAAAGCAGAAGAAGGCUUUAGAGUUCCGUCAGAAGAAGUCAAAAGAUUCGACAGAGGAAGAUACUUCGCCAGCUACAGAAAAAGAGAAUAAGAAAAGACCAGCAGACUCCGAUGAGACAGCAGAAUCCGGUGAAGAGCCUAAGAAAAAGAGAAAGACAAGAAGAGGUAAGAAAGGUAAAGGUGUAAAUGGGGGAAAAGGACCUCGUUUUAUUUUGUUUGUGGGUAACUUACCAUAUAACGUUACACAACCAGAACUUGUGUCUCACUUCAAAAAUUCGAAUCCUGACAGGAUAAGAAUAAGACCUGAUAAAGGGAUUGCAUUUUUAGAAUUUGAUAACGACAGCAGAGAAAUUCAAAGUAAAAUGGAACUAGCAUUAAGAAUGCAUCAUUCUACUCUUAGAAAUAGAAAGAUUAACGUGGAAUUAACAGUUGGUGGAGGUGGUAAUUCUGACAAUAGAGUAAAUAAAUUAAAAGAGAAGAACGAGAAAUUAGAAGAUGAAAGAAGGUCGAGAGUUACCAAGGAUGGCAAGAAGGGUGAAGUUCCAGCAGGUGUUCAUCCAUCCAGAGCAGCUUUAUUAAGCUGA
This is a messenger RNA of Debaryomyces fabryi, 609 nucleotides long. RefSeq names its product Nop6p (gene NOP6). The record is from RefSeq and is a predicted model, not a curated record. The transcript has a single exon. Gene Ontology annotation, molecular function: RNA binding. The coding region runs from base 1 to 609 and encodes 202 amino acids. Lineage: Eukaryota; Fungi; Ascomycota; Pichiomycetes; Serinales; Debaryomycetaceae.